GAGAAAUUCCAAUUCUAUCCCUCCGCGCUCUUCCCUCCCAAACCACCCCUCCGCCCGCGCUCUUCCCUCCCAAACCAUCCCUCCCCCCGCGCUCUUCCCUCCUCGCAAACCACCCCUCCCUCCGCGCUCUUCCCUCCCAAACCACCCCUACCCCCGCGCUCUUCCCUCCCAAACCACCCCUACCCCCGCGCUCUUGCUAAAGGGGUAAAAGAUGAAUUGCUGUGGAGAGUGGAAAGAGGGGAAAGGGAAGGACCAGGGCGAUCGGAGAGGACACGUGGCUGAUUGGGGGGGAGGUUUUGGGAUGGUGUCGGAGGAUAAUACUAGUAAUGUGGGGAUAAGAAGAGUGGGUGAGGUGGGAGGGAUGGAUGAUCCACGUGUCAUAGCGAAGAAGCUGCAGGCGGGUCCCGAUCUUGCGCCAGGUGUGGCGGUGGUAGCAGGUCCGGAUCGCGACGGCGCGCGGGGGGCCGCUGGAUGUCAGGGGCUUCUGGCAACGGACACGUCAUCAGCGCUACCUCAGAUCUGUAACGACGGUCUCCGCGUUGAUGACAAUCAUGAUGGCGGCUAUCCUGAUGAGAAUGAGGAUGACAGUGGGGGGGGAGCCUUCCUGAAGGCGGCGGCGGCGCAAUGCGCAAGCGGGGGAGACGCUGACAUGGCAAGAAGUGACGAGUCUGAAGGGACGGCGGGAAUGGAAAAAGGGGAAGAGAUGGACAAGGAGAAUAGGGAAGUGGAGAAGAUCAGCAUCCCCCCCUCGGAGGAGAUGGCCAGACCCCCGAUGUCAUCGACGGUCUCGAUAUCCCCCCUUGCGGAAACCCCCGCGGGCGCGAACGUAGCGGACGGCGGCUUUCGGGGAUUCGAUCUCGCGCGACCCGUACGGCAGUCAUUCUCUCAGGCGAGCGGAGUGGACGCGGAUCUUCUCUUAGCGCGUGUGCUGCAGGAGCAGGAACGGGCUUACCUUCUGCUAACUGGCUUUGGAGCUCAUGGGUAUGGUAGCGAGAGUGAAGAACUUUUGGGUGGUGUCUUUGACGACGGAAAUCUUCUCCAUCUUGGCAGAGCGGAGAAUGAUGCCAGAGUGGAGGGAGAUGGCGAUGGGCCCGCUGCUGGCGAAGACGAUGGUGGGACAGGGUCGCAGGGGAGACCUGGGCAAGGCGCUCACUCUGAGGGGAAUGCACAGGAACCAUUGGAUCAACGAACAAGAGAAAGCAUGGAGAUCGACGGUACAAGAUACGACGAUGAUGAAUCGCUUGCACGAGCUUUGCAAGAGGAGGAGGACAGGGAGAUGACGGCAAGGCUGAUGGCAUUAGCAUGCUCGCUGCCUGAGUCACCCGAAGACAGUGAGGAUGAAGGGUUACAGGAUGUCUGGGCGCAAGAGUAUGACCCGGACAAUUUUUCAUACGAGGAACUGGUAGCUCUGGGAGAUGUCGUGGGAACGGAGAGCCGAGGAUUGCCACAGGAGGUGAUUGCCUCUCUGCCUAGGUCUACAUAUGGGCAGGUCAGGCAGCAAAGCGGAAGUGGUGAAGGAGAUGGAUCUAGCCAAUCCACUGUGGCUGAAGAAGAACAAUGUGUGGUGUGCCGGCUGGAGUUCGAGGCAGCAGACACUGUCACUGUGCUUGGCUGCAAUCACGUCUAUCACUCGGAGUGUAUACAAGGAUGGCUGAACAUCAACAAGUGGAAGACUUAGAUAUAAGCCCUGACCUGACCGGGACUGACCUCUCUCACAUAGUGCAAGAUAGCACAGCAGAAUGGUAGAAUACCAAUGACUAGCCCAAUCAAUGUCGCAGUGCAGA
Molecule: messenger RNA, 1784 nt
Organism: Chara braunii
Lineage: Eukaryota; Viridiplantae; Streptophyta; Charophyceae; Charales; Characeae
Source: the annotation of a GenBank genome assembly